UUAGCACCAAAAUCGGACUCUUUGGCGGCAUGGAGGAGCUGCAGCAAUUGGAGUACCUCUCGCUGGUCUCAAAGAUCUGCACAGAGCUAGACAACCAUCUGGGCAUUAACGACAAAGACCUCGCCGAGUUUAUCAUCGAUUUGGAGAACAAGAACCGCUCGUACGACUCAUUUCGCAAGGCCCUGCUGGAGAAUGGCGCCGAGUUUCCCGACUCCCUGGUCCAGAAUCUCCAGCGCAUCAUCAAUCUGAUGCGUCCCAGUCGUCCUGGUGGAGCCAGCGAGGAAAAAAGCUUCUCCAGCGGUGGGAAGGAGGACAAGAAGUCACAGCUGAUGAAAUUAUUUCCCGGCCUGGCUUUGCCCAAUGAUAAGUACAGCAAGAAGGAGGACAGCGACGAGGACGAGAAGGAAACAAAGGAGAAGAAAGAUGUUAAAGAGAAGACUGGGACCCACAAGAAGUCCGACAUGAGCGACGUGGAUGCUGCCAUGCUGGAGCUGGAAGCUCUGUGUCCUGGAGAAGGUAAGGCAGAGGUGAAACAGUCAAAGGAAACCAGUUCCAGGGAUCGUCACAAGCGCAAAGAACGCAGCAGGAGCAGGGAUCGGGAGAGAGACAGAGACACCCGCCAUCGCAGCAGAUCACGAGAAAAUCGGGACAGGGUUCGCCGCCGGAGCAGAUCACGUGAAGAUCGGGACAGGGAUCGGCGCCGAAGCAGAUCACGGGACAAAGAUAGCCGCCGUCGUGAAAAUCGGCGCAGGAGCAGGUCUCGGGAGGACCUCGAUCGCGAAAGGGACCGUCGUCGCCGUCGAUCGAGUUCCCGUGACCGUCACGAACGUCGACGACGAAGCCGCUCUCGGUCCGGCGGGCGCAGGGAUCGUAGAGAUCGUUCCCGAGACCAGGAUCGUGGCGAAAAGAUGCCCCCGCCCGCAUCAGCUGCCGCAAUGACUGACGACCCCGAGGCUGGAAAGAUCUACUCCGGCAAAGUGGCCAACAUCGUUCCCUUCGGCUGCUUUGUGCAGCUCUUCGGGCUUCGCAAGCGCUGGGAGGGAUUAGUGCACAUCUCACAGCUGCGAGCAGAAGGUCGAGUCACCGAUGUAACAGAAGUGGUUAGCCGGAAUCAAACGGUCAAGGUGAAGGUGAUGUCCGUAACUGGGCAGAAGGUAUCGCUGUCUAUGAAGGAGGCGGAUCAAGAGACCGGAAGGGACCUUAAUCCGCUGUCACAUGCCCCAGAGGAUGAUGAUUCACUGAGGGAUCGCAACCCCGAUGGACCCUUCAGUAGCAGCACUUCGAUGUUAAAUCUGCAAGGCAACGGCCUAGAUGGUGAUGAACACGAGUCCAGGAAGCGUGUGACCAGGAUCUCUAGCCCCGAGCGUUGGGAAAUCAAACAAAUGAUCAGCUCUGGUGUGCUGGACAGAAGCGAGAUGCCAGAUUUCGACGAGGAAACUGGUUUGCUGCCAAAAGAUGAGGACGAUGAGGCGGAUAUCGAAAUUGAGAUUGUGGAAGAGGAGCCGCCCUUCCUCUCUGGCCAUGGCAGAGCCCUGCAUGACCUGUCGCCAGUCAGAAUCGUGAAAAAUCCCGACGGUUCCCUUGCUCAAGCAGCCAUGAUGCAGUCAGCCCUAUCCAAGGAGCGUCGUGAGCAGAAGAUGCUGCAGCGAGAGCAAGAGAUGGAGGCCCUGCCAACCAGCCUUAACAAGAACUGGAUAGAUCCCCUGCCCGAGGAGGACAGCUCUCGCAGUCUAGCCGCCAAUAUGCGAGGAAUGGGAGCGGCUCCGGCUGAGGUUCCCGAGUGGAAAAAGCAUGUGAUUGGCGGCAAGAAGUCCUCGUUCGGUAAGAAGACCGAUCUUACGCUGGUGGAACAGCGCCAGUCCCUGCCCAUUUACAAGCUACGCGAUGAUUUGAUCAAGGCGGUUACCGACAAUCAAAUCCUUAUCGUUAUUGGAGAAACAGGAUCCGGCAAGACCACUCAGAUAACGCAGUACCUGGGAGAGUGUGGUUUCACGGCCAGAGGAAAGAUUGGAUGCACUCAGCCCAGGCGAGUGGCAGCCAUGUCUGUGGCCAAACGUGUGGCAGAAGAAUAUGGUUGUCGUCUGGGCCAGGAGGUGGGCUACACCAUCCGUUUUGAGGACUGUACCAGCCCCGAGACCAUCGUCAAAUACAUGACGGACGGUAUGUUGCUUCGUGAAUGCCUGAUGGAGGCGGAACUCAAGAGCUAUUCGGUGAUUAUGUUGGACGAAGCCCAUGAGCGGACGAUCCACACGGAUGUGCUGUUUGGUCUGCUGAAAACAGCCGUACAGAAGCGACCGGAAUUGAAACUCAUUGUUACAUCUGCCACGUUGGAUGCGGUGAAGUUCUCGCAGUACUUCUUCAAGGCGCCCAUUUUCACCAUUCCCGGCAGGACAUUCCCCGUCGAGGUUUUGUACACAAAGGAGCCGGAGACUGACUAUCUGGACGCCUCGCUCAUCACCGUCAUGCAGAUUCAUCUGCGUGAGCCACCCGGCGACAUUCUGCUGUUCCUUACCGGUCAGGAGGAGAUCGAUACUGCCUGUGAGAUUCUUUAUGAGCGCAUGAAGAGCUUGGGUCCCGAUGUACCAGAGCUAAUCAUUCUGCCGGUGUACUCUGCCCUGCCCUCCGAGAUGCAGACGCGUAUCUUUGACCCAGCGCCAGCGGGAAGCCGCAAGGUUGUCAUAGCCACUAAUAUCGCAGAGACUUCCCUCACCAUUGAUGGCAUAUUCUAUGUGGUAGAUCCCGGUUUCGUGAAGCAGAAGGUGUAUAACUCAAAGACUGGAAUGGACUCAUUGGUGGUCACACCAAUUUCGCAGGCAGCUGCAAAGCAGAGAGCUGGCAGAGCCGGGCGUACGGGUCCUGGAAAGUGCUAUCGUCUCUACACAGAGCGUGCCUAUCGGGAUGAAAUGUUGCCCACGCCAGUGCCGGAGAUUCAACGUACCAAUUUGGCCACUACAGUGCUGCAGCUUAAGACCAUGGGAAUUAACGAUCUGCUGCACUUUGAUUUCAUGGACGCGCCUCCAGUUGAGUCACUAGUAAUGGCGCUGGAGCAACUACACUCUCUGUCGGCCCUUGACGAUGAAGGUCUGCUAACGCGUCUGGGCAGACGAAUGGCCGAGUUCCCCCUGGAGCCGAAUCUCUCCAAAAUGCUGAUUAUGUCGGUGGCCUUGCAGUGCUCCGAUGAGAUCCUCACCAUCGUGUCGAUGCUUAGUGUGCAGAAUGUGUUCUACAGGCCCAAGGAUAAACAGGCGCUAGCGGAUCAAAAGAAGGCCAAGUUUAACCAAGCUGAAGGCGAUCAUCUAACCCUGCUGGCGGUGUACAAUAGCUGGAAGAACAACAAAUUCUCGAAUGCCUGGUGCUACGAGAACUUUGUGCAAAUCCGAACCCUCAAGCGGAGCCAGGAUGUGAGAAAGCAGCUGCUGGGCAUCAUGGACAGGCACAAAUUGGACGUGGUGUCAGCUGGAAAGAACUCGGUCCGCAUUCAGAAGGCCAUCUGCUCAGGCUUCUUUAGGAAUGCGGCCAAGAAAGAUCCUCAGGAGGGUUACCGAACCCUAGUAGACUCACAGGUGGUCUACAUCCAUCCGUCGAGUGCUCUCUUCAACCGUCAACCGGAGUGGGUCAUCUACCAUGAACUGGUGCAGACUACCAAGGAGUAUAUGCGCGAGGUGACCACCAUUGAUCCCAAAUGGCUGGUGGAGUUUGCUCCUUCAUUCUUUCGCUUCUCGGAUCCCACGAAGCUCAGUAAAUUCAAGAAGAACCAGCGCCUGGAGCCGCUGUACAACAAAUACGAAGAGCCCAAUGCAUGGCGUAUUUCACGCGUUCGACGGCGUCGCAAUUAAUGGACGAACAACCCUUUACGAUUGUAAUUUUUUGUAUUUUAAACGCUUAGAAAUAUAUUUUAA
Drosophila serrata is the source of this 3899-nucleotide messenger RNA. RefSeq names its product ATP-dependent RNA helicase pea (gene pea). The record is from RefSeq and is a predicted model, not a curated record. Gene Ontology annotation, biological process: mRNA splicing, via spliceosome; spliceosomal complex disassembly. NCBI's taxonomy places the organism in Eukaryota, Metazoa, Arthropoda, Insecta, Diptera, Drosophilidae. Gene Ontology annotation, cellular component: intracellular anatomical structure; catalytic step 2 spliceosome. Gene Ontology annotation, molecular function: RNA helicase activity; RNA binding; ATP binding.